AUGCUGUGCGACGGUACCACCAUCGGUGAGACGUGUGGAGGGAUACACAAGAUGAGUGUGUACGAGAUCACAUCAUACCAGGGCUGCGACAGCGAGGAGUUCGAUGUACUGUCUCAGCACGCUUCCUCAGAACAUCAGCAGAUAAUGGGGGAAGACGACCACAAGAAACUCCUAGCCCAGAUCGACGUCUGGGAAGGUGCCGAAGAAGGUGCACCGAGAAUAUUCUGCGGUAUCUACACGCACGAAAAUAACCACGCGACGAAAGUGAAGGCGGUUAAGGAGACAUGGGCGUCGCACUGCGAUGGGUUCGUGGCUUUCAGCGACGUCACUGACCUCGAACUUCAUACGUUUAAAAUCAAACACGAAGGCCCUGAAGAAUAUAGCAACAUGUGGCAGAAGGCCAGGGCAAUAUGGAAGUACAUCAACUUCCACUACAAGGACGAUUUCGACUGGUUCGUUCUUGGCGGUGACGACCUCUUCCUUAUCGUGGAGAACUUGCGAAAGUACCUGCUAUCGGAUGAGAUCAAGGGUGCGGCGGGAGGGUUGGAAAAUGGGGGUCCAAAUCCAAUGUACCUCGGAAGGCGUUUCCGUUUUAUCGGCGAGGAUCGCAUAUACAACAACGGGGGACCGUCAUAUGUGCUCAACCAGGCGUCUGUGGGGCUGUUGGCGAGUCACUUGGACGAUGAUGCCUGCCAGCCACAUGCUGCAAAACACUGGGAAGAUAUCCUGGUUGCUUGGUGCUUGAAGAAAAAUGGCGUGGAGGCGUUCGACACUCGGGACGCUCUUGGACGUGAGCGAUUCCACCCGUUCACGCCCGCAGCCCACUUCGGGUAUCGCAUGCCCCAGAAGCUAGAGGACCGUCUUGUUUCAGGAUGCGUGGUUGGUGCGUGGUACAUCAUUCAGGGCAUUGAUCUUAAGUUCGGCCGCGAGUGUUGUUCACAAGACUCCCUCAGCUUCCACUACGUGGGCGAGCAGGUCUCGAGGCGACUUCACGAUCUCAUCUACGCUUGCCCCAAGUAUCAAGCAGAUGCACCAGUAGUCGCCAGAGUUUGA
This is a messenger RNA of Ectocarpus siliculosus, 1053 nucleotides long. NCBI's taxonomy places the organism in Eukaryota, Phaeophyceae, Ectocarpales, Ectocarpaceae. The record is from the annotation of a GenBank genome assembly.